Molecule: messenger RNA, 4335 nt
Organism: Kwoniella botswanensis
Lineage: Eukaryota; Fungi; Basidiomycota; Tremellomycetes; Tremellales; Cryptococcaceae
Exons: 5
Coding region: 1-4335 (1444 amino acids)
Source: RefSeq, a predicted model, not a curated record
AUGAGUGAAUCCCCUUCCAACAAUGCAAUCGAUACUCAAGAAGACACGAAACCAGAUGCUGUAACUUUAUCGAAUGGGACGGUCUUAGUCGCGACCAAAGAUGAGGAGGGAGCGUUAGCUGAGAAAGAUGAAAUACCAAUUGAGGAACAACCAAAAGGGGAUUUGACAAAGAUUACAAGUGCAGAAGAUAACCGACCAGCUUCAGCUUUGGAUGGCGUAGAAGAUGAGAAAGAGCGACAUGUGGAUGGAAUCAGUACGAGUGAACCAUCGACAGAGCAAUCAUCGAUUCCCCAGGAACCUAUAAAUACCGAUGUCCCAUCCAAGACCGAAUCUAGUCUACCACCCACACCCACCAUCGCCGAACCUCCGUUAUCCGAGAGUCACCCUUCUCACCCUAGUCCCAGCAUACGGGCAGCCACUCCUUCAUCACGCACAUCUACCCCUCCAUUAGGCUCAACCGCAUUAGCGAAAAAGAAAUUUAGCUCGGUCAAUGUGAAUCAAAAAUUCUUGAGCAAAGCAGGUAGUCCAGCACCUAUCGCUGGACCUACAAAGAUCUCAUCAUUGAAUGGCCGACCCUCAGCUUCUCCUGUUCCAAUCUCAUCCUCCUCGUCACGUCUAUUAUCCACCAAGCUCACAACCGUACCUACCUCCAAAAGCAGUGUUUCCCCCAAUCCUCCUUCUUCCGCAUCCUCAUCACCAUGGGCAAAGCCUGUCGUUCCUCUACCUACCGAACCUCCCGCACCUGCUUCGACCCCACCUACAACCACCACAACCACCCUACAUCAACCUGCUCCCACACGAGCAAGAGUCCUUGGUACGACUACUGCACCCGCAAUGGGAGCAGGCUUAGUGUCGGCUAUGGUACCCCCCAAGCCCGCAUGGAAAGCUGUCUCUGGAGAAACUAGAAAACCUGGAUUAGGAAUAUCGCGGGAUUUCCCGACAGCCAAGGAGGUUGCGGAUGGCAAAAAAGCUGCUCAGAUUGCUGCCCAAGCGCAAGCUGCUCAUAAUCAAGCAAUUCUGCAGGAGUUGAAUACGUUCACUCAGCUAGAUCCAGGAGCUCAUCGAUGGGAUGAGGAAGACGAGGAUGACGAAUUGCUUGAUUUUGGUGAUGGUACCGGAGAACAUCCACAGAUCAAUCCGUCCGUCCACGAUGUGCCUGAGAGUCAGCCAGUAUCGAAGUCAGAGCGAUUUGCAGAAGAUUUUGAUCGAAGUUGGCCAAGAAAGCCACUGCCCUCACUUGAAGGACAGCAAGGUCUCUCAUCCUCGCGGCGACCAGAAGUAGACAGCAAUCGAGUAUUAUUCAACGCAUCCUCUAAUCGACUUGAAACGUCCCGACACCCUCCAUCUUCCACUAUGCAACCUACCAGACUAAUGUCUCGACCCACAGAUUCCGGUACUCGACAGCCACCGCCACAUAUCGCGGGUGGUCGAGAUUUAGAUCGACCUCUUCCUCCUCACCUCUCAGGACAAGCCGGCGAUCGAGCGCUUCCUCCGCAUAUGUCACAUCCACCUUCCGAACCUCGACCCGCUCAAAGUAUAUCAGCAGCUCCUCCACCCACUCGAUCAGCAUGGAACGUACCUAGAGAUAACGAAAGACAACUCCCACCCCAUCUCGCCGAACGACGAGACCUUCCUCCUCAGUCCAGUGCUUUCGCCCAAUCUCGGUCACCUGAAAAGUCGCUGUCAGACCUGCCUGCUCGUAGAUCUUUCGGUCAAGCCGCGAGGCCCUCGGUUGCAGACAUAGCUCCUCCCGCCGUGGAUCAAGCCCUCACGUCACCCACGAUUCCUGUCGACGCCCAAUCAGCUGAAAUGCACACUGCUGCAGAAAAAGCGAAAGCUCGUCGCCUAGCAGAAGAAGCAGACAGGGAAGCCGCAGCAGAACGAGCAAGGCGAAAGGCGAAGGAGCUUGAGGAAAGAUUCAAGUCUACAACGAGUAAUCAUGAAGUGAAACCUACACAACCUCAACCACCUGCAGAGAUCGUAAAGGAGAUUCCUCAAAUCACAUUGGCUCAAAGACCUAGACCAACACAUCCCGAAAGACCGCUUCCACCGAACUUGGGGUUACCGAGUAGACCAGAAGUGGGUGAUAGGCAUAUUUCGGGAAUGUCUGGCCGAGCUGCAGAAUCAUCGUGGAGAAGAGGACCUCAAUCAUCUACUCAAGCGGAGGAGGCAUCACAUCCCGCCAUUUCGCCACUUGCUGCUCACAUCAGAUCAUCCAGACCUACAGCCGAGUCGUUCUUCGAAGCCGAAAUGGGAGAUGUUCCUACAGUAUCAAUUACACAUAUAACCGGUACUACCCCACCAAAGAAAGAAGCCGUCUUUGAUGAUAUGUUGGCACGUAUACAAGCCGCUAUGGCCGAAGCUCGAGCGACAUCUUCAGCAUCAACUGAUGCCGGCCCUUCGACUCAAGACGCACCACAGUCUCCUGAAGCGGUCAGGAUACAAUCCCGACCCGUCAGUCACAACAUAGCAUCGACACCUGUCAUAUCAAAUGUACAGGAAUACUUCGACGUAUCAUACCCAGAACCACCAAAAUCCCCACCACCCGCCUGGCGUACAUACACCAUAAAAUUACCCAAACCUCAGCCAGCUCGAAUACCAAUACCUCGGGCUCGCUUAAGCGCUGCAGAAGGUCCCCGUACCCCCAACCCCCAUGGCUGGUUGAUGAGCUUCAACCCACCUCUCAACGGUGUCAAUGGCUUACCUUUAUCCCGAGCCGAACUCUUGCUACCUAGACCCAUCCCAAAUCGCUUCCAACGAUCAGCGCCUGUGGUCAGCAUAUCCCCCAGACACUUGGAACCUUUCGAGAAGAAGAUCAAGAAGAAGCCUUCGACCAUCGAGGCAGCUCGAGCUACAUCGGAUCAGCCUACCGCUUCAGCCGAAAGCCUUCUUCCCGCUCCCACCACACUCAAAUCCCAAUCUCUACGAGAUCAAAGGACCCGUCCAGAUGAUUGGCGUCAAGCCGAGUCAUCGAUCACAGUUGAGAAACCUAUCCCUCUGCCUGCUGAAGAAGCCCCAAAGGUUGAACCGCCACCAAGAAAGAUCAAAUCUCCCGUGAAAACCUCUGCUGCUGCGAAAGCUGAAAGAGAAGGUAGAUUCGCCUUUGAUGGAGUAACGAUUGGUGCGCCAGAAAAGGAAAGGAUGGCUCUUUCCGACAAACCAGGUGUACGAUUCAUGGUAUCGAGUGAAUUGGAAGGUGACAGUCUGUUAGACGAGGUUAAUAAGAUGAGUUUGGAGACUUUGGGUGAGGAUGAGAAAGCUCAAAAUGGAGUGGGCGUUGAAACAGCGAAAAUACCAGGUGCCGAAGCACCGAAAACCCCUCCCCUCCCUCGACCUGCUUCUCCAAAUACUUCGACUUGGCCAAGCACUUCCCUAUCAUACCCUACCUCUCACUCUCCCGCUCGAAAUUCUUCUCAGCACGAUCACAAUGCUAUCAAGUCAGUCUGGGAGGCCCAGCAGGCAACACCCAAACAGUCUUCCGAACUCAACGCUGCUGCUCCUAUGUAUCCAAGCUUGAAUGCACCAUCAGCUGCUGACCCUCCUGCUGUUCAGCAAGCAACCGGAGGAGGAAUGAAGAUGGCGUUCUCGAACUCUCAAACAUUCAGCUCGCCAGGUGCUGGUCCCUCUGUCCCUUCAGCAAAUCCAUACGGCUCGCUUCGACCUUCUCCUGCUACCCAUUCGCAAUAUGGUCAAUUCUCGACUCCUAGUCCCGACAACCCAAAUCAUCAUAUGAUCGGAAUGAAUUACCAAUCAAUGACAAACCCCCGAGCCGGUACAAAUGGUUUCCAACAAGGUGUAUGGUCGCCCACGGCCUUCGGAACCUCUAUGGCUUCUCCAGGUUAUGGAUACACCGUACCUAAAUCUUCCAUGUCGAUAGACCAGAAAUCCCCAGUUGCAAUGGGUUACAGUAAUGCGAAAUCACCUGAAUCAAUGGUAUAUCCAGGUUACUCGACGACAGCAAAUGGUUAUCCCCAGCAGCAGCAGGGGUAUGGUGUCACACCUGGAAAUUAUGGACGAGGUGGUAUGAACCAAUCGAUGUAUUACGGAUAUGGUGCACCUGGACAGCAGACGCAAGGUGUUAGACCGGUUGGUGCUGGACAACAACAGCAAGGGCGAUUAGCUCAAGCCAACGGAGAGUAUGGUACUCAGAGUCCACAAGCCCAACAGCAGUAUAAUCUAGAUCAAGGUGGAUAUUACGGUGGCUUAAGUAGUCAUCAAACACAGCAAGCUAUGUACUCCAACAAUGGUGGAGCAUACGCUCAUCAAUCACAUGGAGCUGUGGGACAAAAUCAGAAUGGAAGGGCAACAAUGGGAGGUACAAGGAAGAUGUGGUAA